This is a messenger RNA of Zootermopsis nevadensis, 4083 nucleotides long. The record is from RefSeq and is a predicted model, not a curated record. Lineage: Eukaryota; Metazoa; Arthropoda; Insecta; Blattodea; Termopsidae.
ACAAUACCUGUUCAACGUGUUCGAGGUUAUCAUAUCGACUCUCGAAACGAAAUUGCAGCGAAUAGAGAACCUCGAUAAAGCAGUAGAGCACUUAAUGAGGAGAGUUGAAAUGCUGGACUCAAGAGUCACUGACAACAUCGAUAAAACCGAUUCGGUCAUAGCAAAAUUGGGGACACUGGACUUGAAACUGUUCCACCAGGAUCAACGUACGGAUUCCGUCGGAACACCCAGAGCUGCUUCACCCUCGGCCGACGGCGCGAGGCUGGACAUGCGUCUCGUCUCCCUCGACCAGAAAGUAAGCGAUAUUGACACCAAACUGGUAGGGCUCAAGAACCAACUCGACACAAAUUUCUUGCCGGCUGACGACAUUAACGCAGAGGCAAGCGAAAAGAAACCGAUAAGUAUGAACGCGGUUGACAUUACUAAGAUUCUGAACGCCGAAGUAAUGACUCAUGUAUCACGGGAACUGGAAGGGCUCAAGACUGCCACAAGCAACGUUGACAGGAAGUUACAAUUCCACAUCAACCUAGUAUCCGAGAACUUGGGCAAAGUGUUGAAUCUGGUAUCGGACGUCCACGAAGCAGUUGUGGAGCCCGAGACGACGACCCCAGUACUGCCACAGGUAUUCAGAAACAAAACGAUCACAAGUUCCGCAUCUUCUAUAAAGAACAGCAAACUUGACACACUGGUCAAACACAUGCACCCCAUCCUCAGCGUGUCCGAGAAAAUGGAUGAAGUGUGGGACGUCGUGGUCGGAACUAAAACUUCUGUCGAUGAUCUCGUACCCAAGUCCGACGAGCUCCUCACUCAGACCCAGAGACAAGAACGCGCUAUCAGCGACAUACACGCAGACCUCCGCAUAAAGGCCAAUAAAAUCAUUGCUAAUUUAGACCUGGUGGAGAAGCGACUUAAGAAACAGGAAGACGAUGUCGCAACCCUUGCACAGAGACCCGUCCCCGCAGAAUUAUUACUCGACCCCACGAUCGAUCGUUUGGUCGAAUACGAUCCCAACAGAUAUUCCGUUGUAAUGUCGCAAGACGACGUGGUCACGAUAACCGAACCACCACCACAACCAUCUACACCUCCAGCAACCACAAGCAAUCACGUGACACAAACCACCGUCAACUUCAUCUCAUCACCUAGCACAGCCACGCCUGCAACCGCUUUGACUACAGCGGCCAGCAGCCGAGGAGGAACCACGAGAAGUCGCGGCGUCAUAUUCCCGAGCGUGAAGAACAAACCCUCUCCAGCCAACACCACCUUCACGAGCGACCUCAUAAACAUCAAAGACGUCAAGGGUUACUCCUGCGUGGACUUGCUGAACGCCGGCAUGAAGGACUCCGGAGUUUACUACCUGCAGAUCAGAGGAACGACGUACUGGUUCCUCAAGGUGUACUGCGAGCAGGAGGUGGCAGAGGGUGGCUGGACAGUGAUUCAGAGACGUGACGACUUCGGGGAACCACGGGAGAACUUCAACCGUGACUGGGCCGAUUACAAGAACGGCUUCGGUGACCCCGCUAAAGAGUUCUGGCUCGGAAAUGAGAACAUCUACAUGCUCACCAACAACGAGGACACCAUGCUACGAGUGGAGCUGGAGGAUUUUGAAGGCAACAAAAGAUAUGCCCAGUACAGCCAUUUCAAGAUCUAUUCUGAAGCAGAGUACUACAAAUUGGAGAUUGAUGGUUAUGAAGGUAACGCUGGUGACUCUCUGAAUGACCCCUGGUAUGGCAGUAACAACAGCCCCUUCUCGACGUACAACAGAGAUAAUGACAGGUCAAGUUUGAACUGUGCCUCAAUGCUGAAGGGUGGCUGGUGGUGGAAAUCGUGUGGCAGAGGCCUCAAUGGGCUCUAUCUUAAUGAUCCUCAAGACCUCACAGCAAGGCAAGGUAUCGUGUGGUUCCGAUGGAGGGGCUGGGACUAUACGCUGAAGAAAGCCGUCAUGAUGAUCAAGCCCAGAGGGACUAUCAGUGCAACUGCAUGAAAAAUGUACUUACUUAAAUCAAACUCUAAAUUAAAAAUCAAAGCCCUACUAAAAAGAGAAAUACAUAUUUCUGUUACUUGAUGGGAAGAUGAUAAAUACCAAAAUAAAUUAAUUAAAAAGUCAGAGAUGCAGACCAAGGAAGUUGAGUGAUGCACAGAUGAGAAACACAAGUGCCCCCACAGGUACCUUUCUAGUUUAUUUAUAGAGGCUAAAAGGGCAAGAAAUGCAAUUUGUAACCUGAUGUGUUGAAUGCACCUGAACUCGAUGGAUCACAUCGUCAUGAACAGUGCAAAUGACUCUAUUCUGAAGGGUUAUGACGAUGAUGAUGACGGUGUAACACAAUCUGGAUUACUGGGUUUUUGGACUUUGUCCAUCAUCAGAUGUUGGACAAAGUCCAAAAAAACCCAAUAAUCCAGUGCAAAUGACUGCCUUGUGAUAAACUUCUGAGGAUAACUUUAACAUAACUGUUGCGCCAUUUUCCUUGCAUACAAUAUGUAAUAUGACAUGCACUCGAUAUUCAUCGUUAAAUCUUUCAUUCACAGCUGAUUUCUAUAAUGGUACCUAAACCACUGGACAUAAGUGCAAUGUCUUAGAGGCACACAUAAAAAGCCCUGAUAUACUGAAAGUUUCCAAUGUCUAAAAAUAAAAAUAAGACAGUCUACAUACAUACUGAAUGCCACUUUAACCCUUCUGUUACACAUCUAUCAGUAAUGUUAAGCAAAUAGAAUUUUGGAUAAGAAACAUCUUGGAAAACAACCAAUGGAAGACAGAGAAGAUGGAAGUCACUGAUACGGAUCUUAAGGCAAGAGGCUUUCAGAGUGGAUGUUGAAACUGGUUCAGAACUGUACCUAUUUGGUACAAAAACUUAAUACACUGGCCUGCAUCAAGUUUAAUAUUUUACAGUGUAACCUGGACACUCAAAAUGUCGUAGACCAAAGAUUUAUAGUUGAGCUUACCAAACACAACAAACAAAACAUGCUUCUAAAAUUCUUUCAAAAGAACAGUCAGAGUGGUGACCUAACAAAAUGAAAACCAGUGUACUUCCACAUACAACUAAUUUCUGACAAGCACUGAAGUUUGAGUUUUGAAUAUGGUUAUUGCCCAAGACUUCGUCAUAUUUAGUAAUCUUGUAAAAUUCAUAUUUUACAAAUCUGUAUUUCUAUCAGAAACCAAAUAAACAUAAAAAUCUUUUCCUUAAACUUUACGGGCCACACUUCAGGGCUCAUGCAUGGUCCAGCCAGCCAGCAGCCCUGUAGUAUACGGACUUAAGUCCCUAUUCUAAUAAGAUAGAGUUAAAACAGUGUACCUUCACUUAUGUCAUGAGAUAUUACUUCUCUCUCAAUAUACUGUACACCUGUCUUUAUUAUUUAUUUUUCAAUCAAAGUCACAUCUAUUAAGAAAUAACAUUUUCUGUUCAUAUCUCGUGCAACAGAAUUUAAUUUCGGCGUGUCACACACAACAAACCACGCAUCCCUUCAAUACUUCACUUUCAGAAUCAAACCUCAGAAAUAUCACAAAUUGUUCAUCGAUAAAUAUUCACAAUGCUGGUGAUUCUGCUGAAAAGGAUUACUUAAAAAUGGUGAUAAUUCGAUUAUUAUCAAUAUCCUUUACAUAUCAAGUUUCAUGGAAAAUGGUCCAAUUAGUUUAAUGUUAAAAUUAAGAAUAUAUUAUUAUCAAAUGUAAGGUACAUGAGUUAUUCAAUACACCACACUACUAUAAGAAUCACUUCUCAAGUUUUGAAUUGUCAACUUAUGAAGUUCUAGCAGAACUAUAGUUCAGAACUGGUUUACAGACUUAAUACCUGGACGGUGCUUUAUCCCAGAAAACAGCCAUCCUUGUACUCACCACUAUGAGAAUUAAAUCCUACAAAAAUCUCAGUAUAUGAAUGCCCUAAGCUGUGUAUUCACUACUGGUAUACGUAGAAAAGUUAUAAAAUAUGUAAAUGUCUUUCACAGCUGGAAGUACUCUAUAUUAAUACUCCAAAAUUUGACAAGGGACUUAAAAUGUGAUGGAAAUAUGUCUGAAAAACCAUGUACCUAUCAGGAGAUAUAAGACAAUUGUAUAUAUUUUGUGUACGUUGUAUAAAGUGUAAUAUGUUUUUA